Aspergillus neoniger CBS 115656 is the source of this 2892-nucleotide messenger RNA. RefSeq names its product acetyl-CoA synthetase-like protein. The transcript is spliced from 4 exons. Lineage: Eukaryota; Fungi; Ascomycota; Eurotiomycetes; Eurotiales; Aspergillaceae. Bases 1 to 2892 code for a protein of 963 amino acids. Gene Ontology annotation, cellular component: cytoplasm. Gene Ontology annotation, biological process: secondary metabolite biosynthetic process; amino acid activation for nonribosomal peptide biosynthetic process. Gene Ontology annotation, molecular function: phosphopantetheine binding. The record is from RefSeq and is a predicted model, not a curated record.
AUGCAACGCCUGCUCCAGCCUCUUGACUGGGAUCUGCGCACCAUCGAGACAACCGUUGUUGACCUCGUCGACGCCUGGGCAACGUGCACACCAGAGGCAACUGCAGUGGAGUGGAACGGGCAAAGGCUCAGCUAUGCCGGUUUACGAGAUGCAUCCCUGCACGUCAGUCAAGCCCUGCUUUCAGUUGGAGCUGGACCUGGCGACAAGAUCCCAAUCUUCUCCCAGGUGUCCUUGGAGCUUCUGCCUGCUAUUUUGGGCGUCCUCAGGGUUGGUGCUUGCUAUGUGCCCAUUGACAUGGCAGCCUGGAGCAAUGCAAGAAUCGACGCCACGCUCAAGGACAUCUCGCCGCGGGUGGGCAUUGCAACCAGCCAGACAGACACCCAACGCGUACCAGUGAUUGUCUUCUUCCAAGAACCAUGGCUUCAAUCGUCCUUUGAUAACAUGAAUGAUACAUGUAGCCAGUUGGACGCCAUCCGUCGAGGUCUUGAUACGAAUGCACUGGUGUAUAUCACUUUUACGUCUGGCACCACGGGAAAACCAAAGGGGGUGAUGAUCUAUUAUCAGGCUCUCUCCAAAUUUGUGUCAUUGACCGGCGGGGACUGUUUUAACACGGCUCCCGGGGAACGUGUGUUGCUGGCCUUUUCCAUUUCGUUUGACGCAUGUGCGGCGACCAUCUGGACAACAAUCACCAGGGGUGGAGCCUUGGUUAUGGCCUCGUGGUCAACAUUCCCCGAAUUGGCCACGACCUGCGAUAAUCUAAUAUUGACCCCGUCGAUGCUUGCCACGUUGCAUCCAGCUGGGCCUUUCGACAAGGCGCGCAGUCUCUAUCUGGGUGCCGAGGCCCCCAACUUCGACAUCGCGCGUCAAUGGAUUACCCCCACGCGAAAAGUGAUCCAUACUUACGGCCCCUCAGAGGCGACCAUUGUUAUCGCCUUUGGAAGAGUAACAGCAGACUCAGAGCCAGAUCUAGGCGUGAUUAUCCCCGGAGUGCAGGUUGAUCUCGUAGACGAGAACCUGAGAGAAAGCGAUGUUGGCGAGAUCUUGAUAUCGGGUCCCUGUUUGGCCGCGGGAUACCUGAACAACCCCGAGCUUACAGAUAAGAAGUUUAUCAGCUGGAAUGGGAAGCGCGCAUACAGGACCGGUGACUUGGCUAGGAGGACGAAAACAGGACUAUUAUGGAAUGGUCGGGCAGACCGCAUGGUGAAGAAUCGUGGAUUCCUCAUCAACCUGGAGACGGAGGUCGAAACUGGGAUGCUCCGAUUCAGCAACGUUCGGGCAGCGUCUGCUUUCAUGUGGCGCAAUAAACUAAUGGGCUUCGUGCAACCGGCUACUGUCGACCUCGAGGGGCUACGUGAGUUUAUGAGAUACAACUUUGACCAGUUUGUGGUCCCGGAUGAGUUCGUGGCGCUGGACCAAUUCCCUCUCACAGCGCACGGGAAGGUGGAUCGGGUCGCGCUGAACGGUCAAUUGGAAGAUAGAAUGGCGCAAGAGGACGCAGAUUUGGACACCUUUGUAUGCAGCUCGUCCUAUGGUGCGCUGCGGUGGGCGUUCGCCAAGUGCCUUCACGUCCCCUUCCAAAAUCUCACCAGGGCAUCGUCUUUCAGUCGACUGGGAGGUCACUCGCUGGCGGCUAUACUCGCGUCCAAGGCUCUGAUGCAGCAGGGUUAUGCUACCAGCGUUCUCAAAAUCAUUCGCGAAGACACCAUCGACCACCUGGAAGCAAAGCUCACGAAGAUCCACGCACAGCUCAAGCUAGUCGAGUGCAAUUGUAGUGGUAAUGGCAUCGCACCAUUGUCAGAUGCAGCACCAGCUACCGACAUGCACAGACUAAUGUUGGCGCAGUCUGCGCAGAACCCCAUGUCAAAUGCUCUCGUCGUCAGUGGCAGGUUUACAGGGACGCAGGAUGCCGUUCCAACGCCCCGCGAACUGCAAGUUGCGUGGGCCACGACUCUCGCGGCGCACAGCGUGUUCAAGACGCGAUACGACCUGCAAACAUGGACACUGCACGACUUGGACCACGUGAACCUGGAUUGGCAGGAGGUUAUCGUCGAAGCCGACGACUUCGACAACACCCUCCUGUCCAUCGAGGAGCAGGUCUGGGCUCACCACCGGAAUCUGCAGAGUGUCCGUCUAGACGUCCCAUACUCCGACAUGACCUGCGUCUACGCGCCGGGACCCAACAGCAGCUGCAAAGCCAUCGGCUUCGUCUGGCGUCUACACCACGUCCUCAUGGAUAUCUUUUCCUUCAUCAAUCUCACGUCCGACCUGGAGCAAGCCCUCACCAAAGGAGUAGUGACUCCGGGCCCCCGCAUCGCCGACUACGCUCGCGCGACCUUGAUCUUCGCCGCAUGGGCCCUCGUCCUAGCAAACUACACCGGCCAUCCUACUGCCUCAUUCUUCCUCAGCCGCUCAGGUCGCAUGGUCCCCUGGCCCGCAGCACCGUCUCUCGUCGCAGCCAUGAACUCCCGCGUUCCGUUCACAACAACUCUGCCCACCACCUCAACAGUGCAACAAUGGUUGGGCGAGAUGCACAGCACACUCCACCGGGUCGCGGAGCUGGAGAAUCUCUGCCAGUCGCUCGACCGCUCGAUCUACCCGGAGCCGUAUUUUAACACCGGCGUGCAGGCGUUCCUGUAUAUGCCGUCGGGGCCGCGCAGCUGGGAAGUACAUCAUCGGAUGACAGCGCAGGCGGAGUCCAUUGGCAUGGUUUGGAGGGUGCAGCCGGCGGAGACGGGGACGGGGGAGAUUCAAGGUGAGCUAGAGAUUGAUACAAGGGUGGUGGAUUUGGGGUGGGCUGAGGAGGUGGGUGCUUUUGCGGUGGGGAUGUUGGAGAGGUUGGCGGGUGCGGAGGGGAGUAUGAGGCUGGGACAUUUGAUGAGUGGCAGUAGUUAG